Molecule: messenger RNA, 5517 nt
Organism: Anolis sagrei ordinatus
Lineage: Eukaryota; Metazoa; Chordata; Lepidosauria; Squamata; Anolidae
Gene: TRPC1
Product: transient receptor potential cation channel subfamily C member 1
Biological process (GO): regulation of cytosolic calcium ion concentration; calcium ion transmembrane transport
Cellular component (GO): plasma membrane; cation channel complex
Molecular function (GO): protein binding; inositol 1,4,5 trisphosphate binding; store-operated calcium channel activity
Source: RefSeq, a predicted model, not a curated record
CACACGGAGAAAGGGAUGGAGGAGCCCUUCUGCGCAUGCGCGGCGGUGACAGCGGCGCGAGCCUCGCUUCUUGGCUUUGACAGCUCCAGCGUCGCUGGCCUUUUCCGUCGGAUUUCGGCGACGCCCUUCGUGGCUGUUGGUGAGGGAGGGAGGAGGAGGAGGCCCCUUAGCGACGCCUUCUCCCCCGAUGGGCCUUUGCCUGGCCCCGGCGCCAUGGCGGCCCUUUACCAGAGCUCGGACCCGUCGGCCUCGGCCUCCCCGAACAAGCUGCUGGCGCUGAAGGAUGUCCGGCAAGUGAAGGAGGAGACCACCCUGGACGAGAAGCUCUUCCUCCUCGCCUGCGACAAAGGUGAUUAUUACAUGGUGAAGAAACUUUUGGAAGAGAAUUGCGCUGGUGAUAUGAACAUAAAUUGUGUAGAUGUCCUAGGAAGAAAUGCUGUUACUAUAACUAUUGAAAAUGAGAAUCUAGAUAUACUACAGCUUCUUCUGGACUAUGGUUGCCAGUCCACAGAUGCACUUUUGGUGGCGAUUGACUCAGAAGUUGUGGGAGCUGUGGAUAUACUACUUAAUCAUCGACCAAAACGAACCAGUAGACCAACAAUUGUUAAAUUAAUGGAACGUAUUCAAAAUCCAGAAUACUCAACAACCAUGGAUGUGGCACCUGUUAUUUUAGCGGCUCACCGUAAUAACUAUGAAAUCCUUACUAUGCUGUUAAAACAGGAUGUGUCGUUACCAAAACCACAUGCUGUGGGCUGUGAAUGCACGCUGUGUACAGCCAAGAACAAAAAAGAUAGCUUACGGCACUCCAGGUUACUAUUCCGUCUUGAUAUUUAUCGAUGUUUGGCCAGUCCUGCCUUGAUAAUGCUGACAGAAGAGGAUCCAAUUUUGAGAGCUUUUGAACUUAGUGCGGAUUUAAGAGAACUAAGUCUCGUAGAAGUUGAAUUCAGAAAUGAUUACGAUGAGUUAGCCCAGCAAUGUAAAACAUUUGCUAAAGAUUUGCUUGCCCAAGCACGGAAUUCUCGGGAACUUGAAGUUAUUCUAAACCAUACGGCAAGUGAUGAGCAUGUGGAUAAAAGGGGACUGUUAGAAGAAAGAAUGAACUUGAGUCGGUUAAAGCUUGCUAUUAGGUAUAAUCAAAAGGAGUUCGUUUCUCAGUCUAAUUGCCAACAAUUUCUCAAUACUGUUUGGUUUGGACAAAUGGCUGGUUACCGUCGCAAACACACAUUCAAGAAGAUUUUGACUGUCUUAACGGUUGGCCUCUUUUGGCCACUGCUAUCUUUUUGUUAUUUAUUGGCCCCCAAAUCUCGAAUAGGCCGAAUAAUUCACACUCCUUUUAUGAAGUUCAUUAUUCAUGGAGCAUCAUAUUUCACUUUUCUGCUGUUACUUAACUUGUACUCGGUUGUCUACAAUGAAGAUAAAAAAAACACAAUGGGGCCAGCUUUGGAGAGAAUAGACUACCUUUUAAUACUCUGGCUCAUUGGAAUGGUAUGGUCAGAUGUUAAAAGACUCUGGUAUGAGGGCUUAGAAGACUUUUUGGAUGAAUCCCGAAAUCAGCUUAGUUUUGUCAUGAAUUCACUCUAUUUUGCAACUUUUGCCCUGAAAGUUGUUGCACAUAACAAGUUUCAUGAUUUUGCUGAGAGGAAAGAUUGGGAUGCCUUCCAUCCUACACUCGUGGCAGAAGGUCUUUUUGCUUUUGCUAAUGUUCUGAGUUAUCUUCGACUUUUCUUCAUGUAUACAACAAGCUCUGUCCUCGGACCACUUCAGAUUUCAAUGGGGCAGAUGUUGCAAGACUUUGGAAAAUUUCUUGGAAUGUUUCUUCUCGUGUUGUUUUCAUUCACAAUUGGGUUGACCCAACUCUAUGAUAAAGGUUUCACUGUGAAUGAAGAGAAGGACUGUGCUGGAAUCUUCUGUGAGCGACAAAGCAACGACACUUUCCAUUCGUUCAUUGGAACUUGCUUUGCCCUAUUCUGGUAUAUAUUUUCACUUGCACAUGUAGCUGUAUUUGUCACCAGAUUUAGUUAUGGUGAAGAAUUGCAGUCGUUUGUGGGUGCUGUUAUUGUUGGCACAUAUAACAUUGUAGUUGUGAUUGUCCUCACCAAGCUCCUUGUGGCGAUGCUUCAUAAAAGCUUUCAGCUGAUAGCAAAUCAUGAAGAUAAAGAAUGGAAAUUUGCUCGUGCCAAACUAUGGCUUAGCUAUUUUGAUGACAAAUGCACACUACCUCCACCUUUUAAUAUCGUUCCCUCUCCUAAGACUAUUUGCUGUCUAUUUAAUAGCCUCAGUAAGUGGAUCUGUUCUCAUACAUCAUCUGGUAAAGUUAAACGGCAAAAUAGCUUAAAGGAGUGGAAAAAUCUGAAGCAAAAGAGGAAUGAGAAUUACCAGAAGGUGAUGUGUUGCUUAGUGCAUCGCUACCUGACGUCUAUGAGACAAAGAAUGCAAAGUACUGAUCAGGCAACUGUAGAAAACCUCAAUGAACUACGGCAAGACCUAUCAAAAUUUCGAAAUGAAAUGAGAGACUUGCUUGGCUUCCGGACUUCAAAAUAUGCCAUAUUUUAUCAAAGAAACUAAGAUUAUGGCCAGACCUAGACCUUUUCAUUCCAAUAAUUUUGUGAUCAGCUCAGAUUUUUAAAAAAGUUCAGUAUCAUUAAAAGUAUGAUUGCAUCAGCUGCCAGGAAAUUCAGUUGUGAAAACAGAGUACUCUUCUCAUAUUCUUUAUGAAACUUUUAAUAAUACCGUAUUUUCUACAUGUUUAUAGUCUGCUAAGCAUAAAUGUGUACUUUCACAAAGCUCAUUAACAACACCCCCCACAAUAUUGAGAAAGAAUAGUUAUUGAAAUUUCCUUCCACAACAUAUAGGAGUCAGCAUUAGGUUCAAAACCAACAGAACUGUGAUCACCAGCAAAAUACUGUAAUAUUAAAAGGCAUAAGUAAAGUUCAGGUCAUAACAGCUUCUAAAACACUUGUUAGAGGAGACCAGCAGAAAAGUGAAAAACCAUAUUGCUAUUAUAAACAUUUCUUGAUUUUUUUUUUGUAUUGAGUGCCACUGAAUGAUACCAAAGACUAUAGCAUUUUGGAACCGAAUCUAUGAUCUCAUCCGUAUGUAAAAAUGGAAAUUGAAUAAUCUUUCUAAUAGGUAAUCUGAAUCUUGUCAUUUACCUUCAUAUCACUUGAAUUUGCUUAAAAUUAGUUGCUCUCAUGUGGAUUAUUUAACACAAAUUUCAAAUAUGAAUGUUGAAAUGUAAGCAUUCUUCUCUAAAAAUAAACACUUCAGAAAUAUUAAUUGCAAUUAAGUCAACAUUCACAAAAUUAAUUAAUAUAGAUAAUUGUCAUCAUUUGUAAAAAUGGGUAGGAAAUUACAAAAUAAUACUUUGCUAUCAUGUUGAAAUAUUUCUUCACAUGAAAUUGUUUUGCUGGUAUGCAUGUAUAAGCAUAGAAGUUAUGAUCCCAAACCAGUUAUGUAUCCCACUUACAAUGCAAUAAGCUUAGUUGCACUGAUAUAAUUGAAAAUCUGACAAACUUAGAGUGAGAUCUUUGUAUUUGUAGGUAAUCCUUUGUGAAUACAGCUCCCUCUCCCCUUCAUGCCUCCUAUAUUGAAUGUAUUUUGCUUUGGCUUCUGAAUAUGCCAGGUGAUUUGUUUAUUUAUAUUGUAAAUUAUGUAAUUACCAGCAAUUUCACCUGAGCAGCAGGAGAAUGUGGUGAGUACCAAAAAUCUAUACCAAGCAUUUAAAUUUAGAGCUGAAGCAUUGUGUGGAAACCUGUCUUUUUAACUUUGAGGGAGAAUGGCUACAAUACAGUGCAUAGUUAGUUAGGCAUAUUUAUGGUGUAGCAUAAAAAUACACAAGCAUGAUUACAUAGCUUGUUUCCAAAAGAUACCAAAUCCAUCUGAACAAAUUUUACUAGAAUAGAAAAUAAACAUGCUGAGGAUAUGCAUUGUUUUCUACAAAAUGCAGUUUUCCAAGCCCUGUAUCAAUUGGUUCUACCUAUCUUCGUGACUGCAUCCCCCCCAUGCUCCUGUGCGAGCAUUAAGAUAUGUCAAGGAGGCCCUCCUUGUGGCCCUGCCACUGUCACAAGCAUGGUUGGUGGGGAUAAGAGAAAGGGCUUCCUUGGUGGUGCCCCCCCAGCUUUGGAACGCCCUCCCCAGGGAGAUUAGAGAGGCCCCACACUGUCCCCCUUCCAGAAGGAAUUGAAGACUUGGAUGUUUGGACAAGCCUUUGAGAAUGUCUAACUCCAUGGUCCACAAUUAAUGGAAGAGCAUUGCACUUUUGUCCCAUGCCCUAGUUCAUGAGCUACCACUUGCACUAUCCUAUUCCUGUUCUUAGUUACGGUUGGCCAUGUUAUAUGACAGUUCUCACCAUAGGUUAUUGGGCGUUGAUUUAAGUUUAAAUCAUUGUUUUAUACGCUAGUGGGUUUUAUCUUUUGUUGUAUUGUGUGUUUAUUUUAUGCGUUGUUUCAGGCACAUUUUGCCCUAUGUAAGCUGCCUUGAGUCCCUUCGGGGAGAUAGAGACAGGUACAAAAAUAAAGUUGUUGUUGUUGUUGUUGUUGCUAUUAUUAUUAUUAUUAUUAAAUACAUUUGAUAGUUUUGAUCUGUACAUAAUAUUGUACUCCUAGGCAACAGUGUGCUGUUGUCUCUAACUCAUUUUUCAAAUUUGUGGGAUUUGGUACCUUUUGGGGGGGGGGGGGAAUCCACAUUUAUGCUGAAUCUUAUAGUUGCACAAGUGAUUGCACAAUGGACACCAAUCCCUUGAACUCACCUGCUGCACCAGAGUAGAACAGAGUUUCUGUAAAUUCCCCAUUCACCAAGUCAAAAAAGAGAGCCGGCUGUGUGCCCACUUGCAGAGCAAUUGGGUUCACUCCAGACUGUGGAUUGAUUUUAUGGGAUGUAAAUAUGUAGGCACUGAUAAUAUCUAGUUUAAAUAUUAACUUGCAAAAUUUAAGGCUAAAAGGUGCUGGUCAUCUAAGUAGUUGUAAUUGAUAACAGUGUCUGAACUAAAGGUGGGUUUAAGUCAACAUUCCUCCUUUUGAGGAAAUUUAUUAUAGCAAUUUUUGGAUGUAAAGCUAAUAUAUUUUGUGUAUUAUAGGACAUAUAUGUGACUCAGUGUUAUUUUAUAAGAAAAGAAGUUGGUUGCAUUGUUGAAAUGACAAGGGAAAUCCAGGAUUUUGUUUACAUUGUAUGAAUGCUUUAUACCGUGUUAUAUUUUAUUAGUUGAAAUGUUAGAAUAGCUAUUUCCAAGACUAGAAAAUAAAAUAGCUGGUGAAAAGCCUGGACCUAGUGGAUAAGGCAUAUUGUUAUUCAGGAAUAUCAUUACUUUUGCUACCACAUGUACCAGAUAGAGCUGUAUGGUUUUGCGACCCUCCCUGUUAAACAUAUAUAGAUUAUUUUGUAGUACUAUUUUCUUAUUUUCCAUUCUCAUUUAACUGUGUAGCCAUACUGUAAACUUGCGCAUUCAUUUUUCUUACAGAACUAAAUGACAAGAUCUGUAUUUUCGAUGUUAUCUCUUGAAUAAAUUGAAGAUCCUAUCAA